UGUGCUUGUGCUGGUCUCUUCCCUCCAGCAGUCGACUUCUUUCUCCACGACCACGCACCACCAGGCCGGCACUGACCGACCACCACCGUGCAAGAUCAAUGGAGUGGGAACCGGAGCAGCAGGAUCUCGGGGGCCUCGGGCUCGCCGGCAUCUGUCGAGAGAUCUACCGGGUGGUCUUCCCCUCCAUCCUCCCCUACGCGGCGGCCGGCGUGGAAGCCGCGCUUCUCUCUGCACUUUUGCUCGCGCACAUCGCCGCUUUCCACGGCAUCGACUCCCUCCUGACCAACGACGGUUUCCACUUCGUCGUUUUCCUCGCCGGGUUACUCUUCGAGGUCGUCUCGAUAAUCGGCAUCGCCUUCUCCUCGCUCGCCUGCACCGCCAUCUACGUGUUCCACAUCGCCUCCCUCUACUGUACCCAGGGCGACCUCCGCGCUUCCCAGAGCCUCCUGCGGCACCUUCCCCGUGUCCCCCUCACGCGCCUCGCCUCUACCUUCUUCCUCGCACUCGUACUCGCCUUUGUCAUAUUGUACGUCUCCCUCGCCGCCUUGCUCCUGCUCCACUACGAGGUCGGCGUCGGCCUACCGCUGCAGCUGCUGGGCGUGGCCGCUUGCCUCGCCGGAGUGGCCUACGUCGCCCCGUUGCUCCACCUUGCCUGCGUCGCGUCGGUGCUCGAGGACGCCGUCGAAUUUGCCGCUCUGCGCAAGAGCCGCGCGCUCCUCGCCGGCAAGUUCUGGCCCGCGGCGGCCGUCUUCCUCACGCUCGACGGCUGCUUCCUCGCCCUGCAGCUGGCCUUCCCGCGGCUGGUGCUGGGCGACGCGCUUGGCCUCGGCCUCGGCUUCCAGCUGGCCGCGGGAGUGGCGGUGUUCGUGGCUCUGUGGGCGGUGGUGCUGCUGACGCUGGCGGCGCAGCCGGUGAUCUACAUUGUGUGCAAGAACCACCAUCACGAGGUGGUCGACAAGGUCCACCUCGACUACAUCGGAGAGUAUGAGCGGCUCGCCGUCGACGGCGACAACGGCGUGGAGCUGCAGCCGGUGACGACGGAGCAGAUCCCUGAAACUACUGCCUAGCUAGCCGCGUCCUGCAUGUCGACGACUCCACCACGGUAGUACUACGAACUAAGCUUUCUCUCUACUAGUACCUAAGCUAGCUCCAAGAUGAUUUGAGACGAUUCAUAAGAUCUUGCAGUCGUAUGAUGUGUAUUAUAUGUCUGAUCCGCUUGUCAGUGUAGAAAGACAUGCAUGCUAGUCGUAUGAUGUGUAUUAUAUGUCUGAUCCGCUUGUCAGUGUACAAAGACAUGCAUGCUGGUAGUUGGGAUUAUAUAAUGUGCUGAGUGCAAAAUUAUACUCAUGGAUCAAAGUAAAUGCAGUAGGAUGAACAGUAUGGCCAUAUGCACCAAUUCAAGUGUUUGAUUUGUUCAAAUUUUCUUUUCCCAAGCAACCCUUACCUUGAGAAAAUCAAUACAUGGAUCCACGGUCCGUGGUUACUUUAAGAUUUGU
This is a messenger RNA of Triticum aestivum (bread wheat), 1496 nucleotides long. RefSeq lists its product as uncharacterized. The transcript has a single exon. The record is from RefSeq and is a predicted model, not a curated record. NCBI's taxonomy places the organism in Eukaryota, Viridiplantae, Streptophyta, Magnoliopsida, Poales, Poaceae. Bases 99 to 1067 code for a protein of 322 amino acids.